This is a messenger RNA of Fusarium vanettenii 77-13-4, 855 nucleotides long. RefSeq lists its product as uncharacterized. NCBI's taxonomy places the organism in Eukaryota, Fungi, Ascomycota, Sordariomycetes, Hypocreales, Nectriaceae. The record is from RefSeq and is a predicted model, not a curated record. The transcript has a single exon. Gene Ontology annotation, molecular function: acyltransferase activity, transferring groups other than amino-acyl groups. Gene Ontology annotation, biological process: biosynthetic process. The annotation marks the transcript as partial.
CUGGCUUACCGCACCUAUGGUUCACCCAACAACCCCGCCAUACUGAUCCCGACCUGCUUUUCCGGCAAAAUUGAAACGACAUUGGCUUUCUUGUACGGAAGUGAUGAUUCUGUCCUGAAAGACUAUUAUAUCAUUGUCAUUGGCCUUCUCGGUGGCAGCGAGUCCUCGUCGCCCUCAAAUGCCCCCGAGCCUACCAGGUUCCCGCAAACUUCUUACGAGGACAACAUCCAUCUCCAGUACAAGUUGCUCAUGGCUUUGGGUAUCGAGAAGCUGGCUGCUUACAUUGGCUUCUCCAUGGGCGGCACUCAGGCCUACUACUUUGCCAUCCUCUAUCCCGACUUUGUGCAGCGCGUUGUUGUCCUCGCCAGUUCAGCGAGAACCAGCUGGCACAACAAGUCUUUUCUUGAGGGCCCCAUUGCGGCACUUGAAUCUAGUGUUGACUGGCACGAUGGACUAUACACUGAGCCUGCGGUCCGUGGAACCAGAGCUUUCGCGCGCGUAUACUCGACUUGGGCUCUAAGUUCGGCUUGGUUCCGCAAGGAACAAUGGAAGAGACUUCACUGUGAGACUGUCGAGGACUACCUCGUCAAGGUCUGGGACAACGCCAUGGGAAAGUGGGACGCUCGCGACUUGAUGCAUUUGGUCAACACUUGGAGAGGCGGCGACAUCUCUGAUCACGGGCCGGUCAAGGGUGAUCUCCCUUCCGCGCUAGCGAGCAUCAAAGCUAAGGUUCUGUUGAUGCCAAGUCGAACGGACUUGUACUUUCCUCCGGAAGACAGUGAGGAGGAAGUGAAGCAUCUGAGAUUUGGGGAACUAAAGGUUAUUGAGAGUGUUUGGGGACAUCUGGCUGGUGGA